UCCGUUGUGUUGCUACCAACUUGGUUUGCAAGGAACAGAGCUUCAUCUGUGUACAUCAAGAUUGCUAAUUGCCAUUUGAAGGGUGAUAGUAAGCAUGAAGAUGCCUAAGCUUAUGAGGAAGCUGCAAACUGCGACCAAAAAUUCUCACUUUAGGGUACUCUCUUUCGAUCUCGACUCAGAGAGGAAACGAGGCAGCCACGGCCUCCUGCCCCCACCCUUAUCUCCCUCUCUCCCAUGCCUCCGCGCUGCCGCAGUACUCCCGCGCUGCACACUGCUGCUGCUCCCCAACCACAACGCUCUGAUGGUGCUUGCUCGCCUGGUCACCGCCUCGUCUCGCCCGAUCUUGAUAUCGUCCGGGGCGGCGCCGGCACCGCUCGACCGCGUCGUUGCCUCCUCUGCGUCAUGAGAAGCGCCACCAUUGCCUCCACCCCCACUGGGCAAGGAGCUCGAGGUGUUUGGGGGUUCAUGUUUCCUACACAGGCCAAAACACUAUUGGAGUUUGAAACUAGUCGUUUGGAGCAGAUCAGCUCAAAAGAGAUCCUUUGUACCAUUUGCAGACUACCCACCUUCCUCUGGAGAUUGACAGGCCUGGAGUCUCGCUCGCCUCUGUUUUCCCCCCUAUGGACACACAUGAGACUCAGAUCUUGGCUCGUUGUAGAGGAAUCGAUAGCAAGAAUCAACCAGAGAAAGGAUGUACACAAGGUGUUUAAAGAUUUACUUUGUUCCAGCGCCUACUUUGGAUCAUAGGAAACUAAAAAAAGAGGGCGCCGCCACCACCGUCAUCAGGCUGGCCCACAUCCACGCGCUGCUCGGCGUCACCAGGUCACCCGCACAACUCCUCACGCCCAGGUCGUUCAACAUUUCCGGCCGCUUUUGGUGCGCCACAUUUAGAGUCUUUCUUUCCCAUUUUAUCGUGUUUGCAUGGUAAGAUGUUUGGUCGGAUUUGAAGGUUCGUAGCCUUGACUCCAAAGCUUCAAGCUCUUAUAGAAAUUAGAACUGAGGGCCUUUUAAAAUGAGUCCUGCAUAAUAGUGUUGUUCAGUGGGAUGCAGGAUUUUUUUUGUCUGAUCGGCUAUCAUUGGUGCUGAUUUAAGUACUGAUUUCAUCAUCAUAUGACCACAAUAAAGAAGCUGUGUGUAUAAAUAUUACUAACUGCUGAUACUUUGCAUCAGUGAUUUCAAUUCUGUUGGCCCUCCUUAA
Messenger RNA from Aegilops tauschii subsp. strangulata, 1198 nucleotides. The record is from RefSeq and is a predicted model, not a curated record. Lineage: Eukaryota; Viridiplantae; Streptophyta; Magnoliopsida; Poales; Poaceae.